AUGACAAAACCCGGGGAACUGGCGCCAUGGGAGAGCGCAGUUGCAGGCGCCACUGGUGCCGUUCUUGCGAAUGCAAUUGUCUACCCGCUCGAUAUCGUCAAGACCCGAUUACAGGUCCAGAUCAAGAAGAAGGGCCAAGUACACCAGCACACCCCCGAGCACCACCACUACGAGUCGACGUUCGAUGCGAUCAAGAAGAUUGUCGAACAUGAUGGCAUCAGUGGCCUGUAUUCGGGUAUCAACGGUGCGCUGAUCGGCGUCGCUUCCACGAACUUUGCCUACUUCUAUUGGUACUCGGUCGUGCGGUCGCUAUAUACCAAGUACAGUCAAGCACAUCCCAGUACAGCUGCAGAGCUGUCACUCGGCGCAGUUGCGGGUGCGGUUGCUCAAAUAUUUACCAUACCCGUUGCCGUGAUCACCACACGGCAACAGACACAGCCAAGAGGGCACAAAAAGGGUCUGUUCGCCACAGGCAAGGAGGUCAUUGAGAGUGAAGACGGCUGGACCGGACUGUGGAGAGGACUGAAGGCUUCUCUCGUGCUGUGUGUCAACCCGGCAAUCACAUAUGGCGCUUACCAGCGCCUGAAGGACAUCAUGUUCCCGGGAAAGACCAGACUGCGUCCCUGGGAAGCAUUCCUUCUGGGAGCCAUCUCCAAAUCUAUCGCGACGAUAUGCACACAACCAUUGAUUGUCGCCAAAGUCGGCUUACAAUCCCGUCCUCCCCCAGCCCGGGAGGGUAAGCCCUUCAAGACCUUCGGCGAGGUCAUGGAGUAUAUCGUCGAGCACGAAGGCCCUCUUGCCUUGUUCAAGGGCAUCGGGCCUCAGCUCAUGAAAGGUUUGCUCGUACAGGGUCUCCUCAUGAUGACCAAGGAGAGAGUAGAGCUUUUGUUCAUUCUCAUUUUCGCCUACCUCCGUACCGUGCGAGCCAAGAGGCUCAGAGAGGCGGCGCAGAAGCUGAAGGAAAAUGCGACGCCGCUGGCGGAAGGACUGAAGAGCCGAGCUAUGCCUGUCGCCGAGAGUGUGGUUGAGAAGGCCAAGGCCAGUGUCCCUGCGACCUUGAAGUAG
Molecule: messenger RNA, 1065 nt
Organism: Cladophialophora yegresii CBS 114405
Lineage: Eukaryota; Fungi; Ascomycota; Eurotiomycetes; Chaetothyriales; Herpotrichiellaceae
Exons: 3
Coding region: 1-1065 (354 amino acids)
Biological process (GO): transmembrane transport
Source: RefSeq, a predicted model, not a curated record